This is a messenger RNA of Solenopsis invicta (red fire ant), 2776 nucleotides long. RefSeq lists its product as uncharacterized. Gene Ontology annotation, biological process: regulation of DNA-templated transcription. Lineage: Eukaryota; Metazoa; Arthropoda; Insecta; Hymenoptera; Formicidae. The record is from RefSeq and is a predicted model, not a curated record. Gene Ontology annotation, cellular component: nucleus.
AGAGCCCACGACGACGACGACGACGACGGCGACGACGACGACGGCGACGACGACGACGACGACGACGAUCCCGGGCACAUGUGUCGAACCUGAAAUAUGUAGGCGUGGUCUGGACGGUGCUAGCAGACGCGUCCCGACGAGCGAAUAUGUUCACCCCGUUGCUACGCUCCACCCCCGUAUAACGCUGCAGACACUGCCAUUGGCCAGUGCCACCCUCGUCGCGCCUCCACCUGCCACGCUCGCGCUACCCUACGCGACGGCUACCCCUAAAUACGGGGGAUGCGCGAACAGCACCCUCAUUUUAACGCGAACCACCGAUACGACUCCGAGUGUUCGCCACUUUAGUGCGCCCCGGACUGUACACCAGAUCGGUGGGUCCGUUAGGGGGUGUUAGUUCUGUUCUUUGUGGCUUAUUUCGGACUCGCGUGCUUGCGAGAAUCGGUUUUGGCAAGAGAGCCUUGUGAGAAAAAGUGUAGCCUGAUGUCUUAGGGAAGAUCGAAGAAGAUCCAUCCUGAGGUAUGGGAAACGUGGUUCGACCAGUGUAGCUCAUAGACCGCGUGUACUUAGAAGAAAACCAUUGCCAUCAUAAUCUGGUUGAUCAUCCGGAGCGAGCAGGAUGACAAUGGAAGAUCGCACGGGUGGCAUCGACCGUGCCACCCCCGCGACCUCGACGCCGGCCACGACGGCACUGACGUCGGCGUGCCCCGCUACCAUCAGCGACGUCACGCCCGACGCUUCGUAUCCCCUUCAACGAGCUAGCAAGCGCUCCUUCGACGUCGCUUUUCUCGUGGCACCCGAUGAGAACCUGGCGCGUCGUCAGAACGAAAAAUUACGAUUGGUAACCGGCCGAAAGGACCGUCUGCGAGACGACAUCUCCGUCGACAACGUUCUGGACAUUGAUCGGUUGCCGCAAAAUCUUACUAUCAAGCACUACGACAACGAUUCCGGCAGUUCGGAGAGAAGAAGAUUGUUGCAAUGCACUGAAAACUCGUUGAGUCCACCGUACGUAUCGCCUAGAACUUGACGCUUGACGCCAACCUUGCCAGGGCUUUCCCCGGAUUCCGAUGCAAGAAGAUACGCGCCGACCAGUGGUCGGCUUCAGAAAACCCCGAGCCCACCUACCUUCGUUAGCCAUCAUCAAUCUAUGUUAACCUGCCCGGAAUCGACCGAAUCUUCGGUCUUGGCCUGCGCAAAGGUUUACGAAACUGGUAUCUCUUGCGUAACCGAUCGUCACGGUGAAUCCCGUAGUGCCUUUACGAAGGUAAAUUUGGUCGGACAGCGGAAUGGUUUCAAUGACGACGGCCAAGCGUCGCCGAGGUCGUCGAUAUCGCCGGAUGAUCGCGCGAGUUAUCAAAGCAGCGUCAGUCCGCCGGUGGUGUCGUUGCCCGGUGCGACGAGCUACAAGUAUGCGCCGUUUCCCACCAAAAUGGCGUACCCCUUUCUGACUAUGGGAGCGGAGACCGGUCAGACGGGGCUGCUGGAGAACCUGAAGAUCCCGCAAAUCGCUCACCCGCCCAAAGUGCCCAGUCCGAAGGUACCCACUUUCCGACCGGAUCUUCCACCGGUCUAUCCCAAUCUUCCCUAUAACCCUAUCUCCGUGUUCCCACCGAUGGCGGACGCUCUCGCCAGGCCGAGAUUCCUGGCUACGGCCGCCGGAGUGGCCGGCCUCCUGCCACCGUCGCUCGCAGCUCUGACUUUACCGGCGCAGAACGUCUGCGCCAAGUGCAACCUGUCGUUCCGUAUGACUUCCGACUUGGUCUAUCACAUGCGCUCUCAUCACAAGAGCGAGAGUGUGGGCGAAGCGGCGAGGAGGAGGAGGGAGGAAAAGCUCAGGUGUCCUGUCUGCGACGAGAGUUUCCGCGAGAGGCAUCACCUCACUAGACACAUGACUGCUCAUCAAGAUAAGGAGAGCGAUGGAAUCGUUGACCAGGUCGAAAUCAAGAGGAGGACUACUACCGUUCACAGUAAGUGACGACGAAAACUGCCGAUCGGAGACGAUAUUCUAAGAGCUGGCUAUUCCUAAGAAUUGACUUGGUGCGUAACGAGAAGUAGGGGUUAUAGGGUUUGUGAUAAAAAUAAAAAUGUUGUCCAUUUAUCAUUACUUCUUGUUAGAUUGAGAAACAAAUCGAAACAUCGCUUCUUGCAACAAGAAGAUUCCAGUUAUUACUUAUCGGAAGUAUAAAAAUUUAAUAUUGUGUUCUCAGUAAUUGAACGAAGUUUGCACAUCUUUUUCAUCGGGAAUAUAUGCAAUACGCAAAUGUACAAGGAUAGUUUUUACUUACGUAUCAAUUUGCUAAUUUGAAAUCAAUUUUUCCUUAACAAAAACAUCAACCAAUUAAAUUUUUAAGUUAUUUAUAAUUGUAGAUAUAUGGAUAUAUCUACGGUAAGAUAUAUGGAUAUACAGAUUUAUGAUUCGAAAAUUGAUAUAUGUUUUUGCUAAGGAAAAAUCGAUUUAAAAUUGAAUUUAAAAAACUAAAAAAAAAAGAAAGGAUGCUCCUUGAAUCUACGACAUUCUGUAUAGAUCUACUAUUCUGGGAUUUACAUUGUAUACGUGUGUAAUAAGGGAACUUUAAUGUCUACAUAGAAAAAUUAAUAUCUAUGAAUAUGUUGGUCCAUGUACACGAAUAUUCUAGUAUAAUUCAUGCACUGCGCGGUGAAGACAUUCCCUGUCUAGUCAAUAUUAGGUAGGAACAAUUUGUAAAUAAAUUUAAUUUUUUAGUAAGUAAAAUAAGAGUAAGUAAAAUAAAAGUUAUCUGUAAAGAAAAGCUGAAUGCGA